AUGACUAGUGCAAGCUAUCGUCUGGACUCCUUUCGUCCCUGGAACCCUUUUCAUGACAAACCAGAAGCCCUGAAUAUGACUGCGAAACUUUGUCGUUACCCAAGCCCCAUCUCUAUGACAGCCACUCCAACUGCUUUAUCUUAUGAUAAUCCACCAAAGGCGCAGAGUUAUGCCGACAAAGCUCGACGACAUCCUCUUCCUGCCCGCCCACCAGAAGAAGUGUGCUUGAAUGCUGAAACUAAGUUGCGGUCUCAGUCGACCACCCUGUCCGAGUUCGGAACUUCGCAGCGAACUGUCACCGUGGAGCACGGCGACCUAACUUCCUAUCCCGAGGAAACCGUCCAAACAACAGAAAUCGAAGAUACCACCGCACACAUCGAUCCUGCAAUUUUGAAUGACAACCCAGCUUCAAGUUUUGAAUUUGCCAGUGAGGCUUCACCCUGUCAGGAGCUUAAUCUUGCAAACACUACGGACAGCUCGUCUCCACAAGAUUCGACCUUCGACACUGUACUUCCUGCCCCGCAACUCAGACAACAUACCCCAGGAAGCUCUGCGACUUUGAAUAAACACACCACUUCAGUGACGAAGCGCUGUUAUAUCCGAAAGAGACUCAUAGGAAAUGGCUCUAGUCGGGUUCUCUUACGGGAAACCAGCCCUCGCAGGCGGGAGGCUCAUAGCCCCACUUUUUCCGCUUUUCGUACUCAAUUCUUCGCAAUGUCAUUGCAGGAUCGGUUGCAGUUCGUUUCCUGGUUGUUUGAGAGCGCCCUAUCUCAAUGUCUUGCUCAGCCUAGUAGCCCGGGCACCAAGUCUCUAUCAAAUUGUGGAACAGGCUGUGAUCCUAGUACAAAGUCCGGUCCUAUGCACCAAAGCUCAAUUGCCGAGAGCGUGCGUUCCUUCGAUCAGUCUCCCUACCGUGAAUUAGAGUGUGGACCGCAGCACCACAGAGAAUCACCACUGGUCGAAGACAAAGAUCAACAAGACGAUGAUCAGCUUGAGUACGAAAUCGAAGAGAUCCUCGCGCAUAGAAAAGGCGCGCAUGGUUCCGUCUCAUACCUCGUUAAGUGGAAGGGCUACGAAGAGUCUGAGGCCACUUGGGAACCAGGUGUUUCAGUGCGAGAUACGGUUGCACUAGAGAAUUAUGAGUUACAAAUGGCCAUCACCGCGGACAGAACUCAUGCAACACGUGAUUACAAUGGUAGCACCGGCCGUGCACAAGGCAGGAAUCAUUCUUAUUCCCGUCGUCCAGACUCAGUUACCAAGCAUACAUCUAUGCGCCAUGAACCUCCUACAAGGAAAGGUUUACCAUGGUCUCCGGAUGAAUUCGCCCUUCUGUUAAAGCUCAGAGUCGAAGACAAUCUCCCUUGGUCCGCAAUCUAUCGGGAAUUCUCACGGAAAUUCCCUGGUCGGACUAAGGGCUCCCUCCAAGUGUAUUGGAGCACAAAAAGAAGGGAAAUCUAA
Messenger RNA from Penicillium diatomitis, 1458 nucleotides. RefSeq lists its product as uncharacterized. The transcript has a single exon. Gene Ontology annotation, molecular function: chromatin binding. The coding region runs from base 1 to 1458 and encodes 485 amino acids. Gene Ontology annotation, cellular component: pericentric heterochromatin. Gene Ontology annotation, biological process: negative regulation of transcription by RNA polymerase II; chromatin organization. The record is from RefSeq and is a predicted model, not a curated record. NCBI's taxonomy places the organism in Eukaryota, Fungi, Ascomycota, Eurotiomycetes, Eurotiales, Aspergillaceae.